CAGGCGGCCGCCGUACAGGCAGCGGCCGUUACCCGGCGCAACGGCGGCGGCGCCAUGAGGGAGGGCGGCGAGCCCGAGGGGCUGGCGCUGGAGCUGGAGCUGGAGCGGGAGCGGGGCAAGAAGGAAGUGCUUCAAAACUCAAUAUUUGAAUUGAGAAACACAGUAAAAGAACUGGAAAAGAGACUUAGCAGUGUUGAAGAUGAAGGUAAUGAAUGGAAAACCAGAUAUGAGAUGCAAGUAGAAUUGAACAGACAGCUGGAAAGGCAAAUCAAUAUGCUAAAAGACAAAGUAGAGCUUAUUCGUGGAAACCCAACAGAUAAAUUGUCCAUUGUUCGCAUCUUUGAUCAAAUGCCUGUGGGUUCCUUGAAGGAGGUUCUUAAACAACUAGAAGAAGAGAAAAAAAGUCUCCAGAAUCAGCUAAAAGAUUACGAACUUAGACUGGAACAAGAGGCAAAGGCUUACCACAAAGCUAAUGAUGAGCGGCGCAUGUACCUCUCAGAGAUCUUACAGACAUCGUCUACACUUACAAUUGUUGAAAGGCAAAACCCAGAUGCUCUGACAGACAAGGGAGAAAGUCAGAUACUGAGAGGGAGACGCAGUAUUCCACGAAAUCUGAAGAUGGUUAAUCCCCAAAAAGGACUGAUUAAAAAGACUGCAGGAGUGAAGCAGCUUCCCAAACUAAAGCACUGAUUUACAUGAAUAUACAUGCAAAGAAUUCCAAUCACGUUUAUUCUUUCUUCUUUUUUACUGAAAAUUUCUAAAUUCAAAAUGAAUGUGUUUGUGCUACAUUGUACCGAGCCCAGACCAGCACAUCUUCUUGGCAGCGUUAGUGUAAGUGUUCCUCUUUUCCUGAUGGAAUUGUUCUUCUAGUUGCCAUCCUUGUUCUGGUGAGCUCUGACCUUUUCCAUUCUGGUUCUCAUCUGUGAUUCUGGGCAUCAGGGAAUUGCGAGCCUUGGAGGACAUUUCAUUUGUUUAUAUCCAGCGUAGAUCCUUGAACUCUGACUGCACAAUAACUUGAAAAUAAAUAAGCCUUUAGCAUUUUUGACCUAUCAAC
This is a messenger RNA of Oxyura jamaicensis (ruddy duck), 1054 nucleotides long. RefSeq names its product coiled-coil domain-containing protein 169-like. The coding region runs from base 55 to 690 and encodes 211 amino acids. Lineage: Eukaryota; Metazoa; Chordata; Aves; Anseriformes; Anatidae. The record is from RefSeq and is a predicted model, not a curated record. The transcript has 8 exons.